CAACUUUUGAAAAGUUAGUAAUCCGGAUUACCAACAUUUGAAAAGUUAUCAACACCAAUUGACCAACUUUUGAAAAGUUAUCAAGAGGUUUCUCAUUCCUUUUUUGAACCUUUUGCUGGUCUCGUGUCCGAUCCAUCCGGAAGUCGUGGACUCGAUCGAAAAAUCUCAAAGUCCCUUGUCCCCUCAUCGCUGCCUCUCGAAACCCCCUCCGAGAUGUCCAACUUCACAACCACCACGCCGAAGAUGCCUGCCGAGAAGAUUACCGCCGAUUCACCGAGCAAGUUGCCCGAUAAGAAUAGCUCGGCACCGGUGAUACCAACUACGCCUGCGGCAAGGAUCCAGUCGGAAACCCCCGGCGAGAUGGUUCCUGCCCGACCCAUCAAACAUUCAACUGAGGCAACCGAGCAACCGACUGCAGCCCCCAAACCUUCCACAUUGCGGCUCCUCAUCCGCUACGACCCGUGGAUCGUGGAUACGAUCCUGCAGCUCGCUAACCCGGACGUUGGAAGCAGGCACUCGGAUCUUUUUCCAAACCCAAUGCUUUACUUGGAUGUCACUACCCGGUCGAUCUCGUAUAAGACCUUCCAGGAUAAAGUUUUCAAGCUGCUUAAGACGGUUCCUGCAGAUCACGACGUGGCGGGCAUAAUCAAGUACGAGAUGAAACUAGGACAUCUCGUGUGGGUCGGGCGCAUCACCACUCGUAGUCCCUAUGGUCCCGUCUACUUCUACCCUUUCCCAGCCAAGUACGCCGCCUUCCGACGCAAGCUCUUGAAUGCUAAAAAGGGAUUUGUUGGCGAUGUUCGAAUCAAGCACACUGAAGAAUACUAUGAGUCUUACGCGAGGUCACGUCCCCAUCAUACCGACAAUGAGUUGACAGAUGAUGAUCAAGCAAUAGCAGAGCGGAUUCAAGCCACCGAUACCGAGACAGAGGGCGAGGCCGAGGCCAAUUUCAUCCACACCACUCACACCGAUAUUUGUGCGACCAAUGAGGAAGCUAUCAAUGAUGAAUCUGCAGCCUCUGAUCACCAACCACCCGCUAAACGUCAACGUCUCUACUCAGCCAGUGUCGAUAUCAGCAUGUUUGAGUUUUUCUUUAUUUGUCACCUGCGCCCGGAUGACGAACACACUGUGUCGGUCAUCGACAACAACGACUUCUAUCACUGGUCGGCCUUCAAAGGAAUGACUGAAGCCGACCUCGUCAAAGCUGGAUUUCGCCGGGGUGCAGCUCGUUUGAUAGUGGCUGGUGUCGUUGCGACUGUUAGGCAGGUUGAAGAACGAUUUGGACCGGCAGUCUAAUUGAUUGGCUUUUUUCGGUUAUUUCUGAUUAAUUAUAAAUUGGUCAUUGCAUUGCUCACAUGAUAUACCCUAUUCAAUUGGCAAAUCUAUCAUCUACUAAGAAUUUUAUUGAUUUAUUGUUUCCUCAUCGAAAUUUCUUCUAUCUACGUCAUGGGAAAUCUAGGAAUCAAAGAUUAAUUAUAUGGAAUUACUAUACUACUUUCUUUUUCCUUAUUUUUUCUUUGAGAUUAUGUUUCCAAUCUGAUGAUCUUGUUUGUCCUACAAUGAGGAAAACUGGGAAUGAAACAAUGGGAAUAAGUGGAAAUACUCCUAUCACUUACCAUAUCAAGCUGG
Messenger RNA from Puccinia graminis f. sp. tritici CRL 75-36-700-3, 1629 nucleotides. RefSeq lists its product as uncharacterized. The transcript is spliced from 2 exons. Lineage: Eukaryota; Fungi; Basidiomycota; Pucciniomycetes; Pucciniales; Pucciniaceae. Bases 214 to 1296 code for a protein of 360 amino acids. The record is from RefSeq and is a predicted model, not a curated record.